Molecule: messenger RNA, 1734 nt
Organism: Callorhinchus milii (elephant shark)
Lineage: Eukaryota; Metazoa; Chordata; Chondrichthyes; Chimaeriformes; Callorhinchidae
Gene: max
Product: myc associated factor X
Exons: 4
Coding region: 215-688 (157 amino acids)
Biological process (GO): positive regulation of transcription by RNA polymerase II
Cellular component (GO): RNA polymerase II transcription regulator complex
Molecular function (GO): protein dimerization activity; DNA-binding transcription factor activity
Source: RefSeq, a predicted model, not a curated record
AGUCUGAAGCCGAGCCGGGAGCUGAUGUCCCGUGGGGUCCCUGGCCUGUCGGGUGGUGGUGGUGGCGGAGUCACGAGUGCUUUCAGUUGUAUUUUUUUUAUCCCCCCCCCUCCCCCCCUUGUGUUUUUUUUUAUCCCCUUUUUUCCUCGUUCUGUUUACAAAUCCAUUAUUUGUAGUGUGUCUUUAAAAAGUCGUAAAGAUUGGUUUGAAAAGCAUGAGCGAUAACGAUGAUAUCGAGGUCGAAAGUGACGCAGACAAAAGAGCUCACCAUAAUGCAUUGGAGCGCAAACGCAGGGACCAUAUCAAAGACAGCUUUCAUAGUUUACGUGACUCCGUACCAUCACUCCAGGGAGAAAAGGUCGGUAUUCCAGCAUCUCGUGCCCAAAUCUUAGAUAAAGCCACAGAGUACAUUCAGUAUAUGAGGCGGAAAAACCACACACAUCAGCAGGACAUUGAUGAUCUGAAGCGACAGAACGCUCUGCUUGAGCAGCAAGGUAAGGUACGUGCACUGGAAAAGGCACGGACAGCUGCUCAGCUACAAGCCAACUUCUCAUCUUCCGACAGCAGCUUAUACACCAAUCCCAAGGGCAGUGCAGUUUCUGCCUUUGACGGAGGCUCUGAUUCGACUUCGGAGUCAGAAACGGAAGAACCCCAGACCAGAAAGAAACUGCGAAUGGAAGCCAGCUGAACCUUCUGAGGCAAUAAACUGGCUUGAUUUUACUAGGGAUUCUUGUGUAUAGCUUUAUCUUUCAGUUUGUCUUCUGUCAAGACCCUUUUUGUGCUCUUAGGACAAUAACAAUAGAUGCCGUUAAUAAAGAUGGCAUCUUGUUUCAUCAGUAGAAGGACCCACUGCUUUCUCAUGAAAUUACAAAAUGGCAGCUUUCAAAACAAUUAAGGACUCCACCUGCUGUAACUGAAUCCUUACAGCAGUUCUUAAGACUUGUGCUCUAGCUGUGGCACCCAAAGGAAAAAGCCUAAAUUUGAAAAUUUAUGCUAUUAAGAGAUUAAGGAAGCAAGGCACAAGUUAUUUGAUGGAUUAUUAAUCUGUAUAGGUGUUUAGUACAAAACUGUUUGGAGUGUUCAACCCUAUUGAAGACACAACCAGUCUUUGUAAGCUUAUUUUGAAAUACCUUUACUCUUUAUUUUAUUCACAUCAAUUAUGAAACUGAAGAUGUUUAAUGUCUGAGUAUUGAAGCUAAUGAUCUUCAAAGAUAAAUCCCACCAUUUGUUUCCUUGUAUUAGCAGAUUAAAAACUCAAAUAUUCUGUGCCUUGAAUUGCUGUAGUGAAACCCUACAGAAUGAUGGAACAGCUUAAGUGCCCUCAAGCUAUGCUUUAUGGUACUGAAAUAUCAACUUUCAAUUCAUCCAAAAUAGUUUGUUAUUAAGCGUAAGUGUUUUAGCAGGAACUGAAAUAUUUGUAUUUAAGCCUCUGUCUGCAUAAUACAAUAUACAAAGUAAGAUUGAUUCCCACAACUGCUAAUUAUUGUGUUUGAACAAUCAUCUGGCUGCCUAGCACCAUUCAGGCUUUGUCAGGGUGUGUGUACAUUUGUCUGUCUCUGCCUUUUCAAUUAUUGGUCUAAGCUUAAACUAGCUUGUAGCAUUAUGUAGAUUUGUCUUUGUUAUGAUUCCAUUCCAUGGAAAUUACAGGUAUGUUGUACAUACUGCCAAGAAUUGUCUUGCAAGUUGAGGCUGACCUUUACUAUGAGACUAUAAAUAAAAAUUAUUUUAUCCUUG